GUCUCCGUGCAUAUGUGAAUUGGCCAUGCAUCGCACUUGAUGUGUUCUCCGUCCGCCCGAGAGCCAUGCAGCUGUUGUCACUUCUACUUGAUCUUCGCCUCCAUCUUAGUCAACCGCUCGUCCACCUGUUUAAGUUGUGCUUGCAUCUCGGUCUGUCGCUUAUCCAUCUGUUUAGUUGUGUCUGUAUUUCGGUUUGCAUCCUCUCCAAGACUGAAUGAAGAGAACAAAAGCAGAUGAAGACAUGUGCGCACGGUUCGUGCAUGUAGUGUUUGUCACCUGGCAGCAUCUCGGAUCGAAGGGCUGCAGGACAGUGAAAAAACCGUGCUCAUCCUCUGAUGUGAUGGGUCUGUCAGUGUGUUGUACGUGUCUCACCAGUCAUGAUGUCCGGAGAUGUCGUGUCGUGAUGAUCCGCGGCCUCCAUCCACUUGUCGAUGCGAUCUUUGUAUCCACCAAAACCAUCCCGUGCGUCACGCCUCUUUUCGGCUUUCUCCUCCUCAGUGUCCUCGGACGAUUCCUUUGGCACCACACACAGAUUCGAUUGCUGGAGGGGAUAAUGCAUUUGGAACUCUCACCUCUGCUGUGGCGUAUACGUACAGAAGCCACAAGGGCAUCACGAGGAUGAUCAGAAGCAUUUUGAAUGUCUCCCAGUACUUUCCAGCCCGUAUGCACUGUUGAAGCUCCUCCAGCUGACGGUAGAUGGCUAUUGGAGUAAAGGCGACGGCAAACAGGAGCGCAUCGACGGUGCAGUAGAGGGCCUUCAUCGACCAGAAGGCAAUGCGGCAGAGUGCCGACUGACGUCCGCUGAUGAGGGAGGCGACAUAGCGCAGGGGCUGCGACACGACCAAAGCUGCGCACACACACAGAUGCUCACAGUGUGGUGGGUGCAGCUGUGUCUCUUGUCGGUGGCACCGACCGAUGAGGUUGAAUGGCGGCGGGAGGCGUUCGUGGUGCGGCAUUGUGAGGUACUCAUUCAACACGCGAACGCGCAGCAACCUGCACUCAGUCAUACACCACCGGACAAAGAGAGAGCCCUUAUGUGCCUGACCCUGUCAUCUGUGUGUCUUUCUGUCCCCCUUGUCUGUCUCGGUUGCUUGUCUCUCACUGAUAUUGGGCUGUUUGUGUCUGCUCGAUGGCCGCAUACGUCGACGCCUGACAGAGAGAGAGACACACACACAGGACCAUUGAUCUGCUCGAUGUCCCUUGUGUCUGUCUCACCAUGAUGGCGAUGAGCAGGUUGAGCUAUCGAGGCGGACAGAGAGAGACAACAAAGGGACUCCUUGUGUGUGGCUCGUUUAACUGGACGAGUGUUGCUGAGCCUUCCGUACCAGUAUGAUGGAGGAGAGGAUGACGUAUGUGAACAGCAGGACGGUCCCCAGCGUGUCGUGGCUCUCGAUGGCGUUGUUCAGCGCCUCAUUGAAGUCGCCAAGACCCCCGUAGAAACUAACGCAGCCAACCAACAGCAUGACGACUGGCGCUCUCUCUCUCUGUGUGUGUCGGUGUCAUCGAGUACAGUGUGAGCGUGGCUUUGGCGAAGGAGCCGAAGUACUGGUGGUCUUCGUCGGACGAGAGGAGGGUGAAGACGACCGCGAAGACCAGCAGGAUGUAGACGUACAGACACAGAAACAUGCUGAUGUCCGAAAACAUCCUCACAACCGCACUGACACAAACACCCCCAUCACACACAGCAUCAGACAUGACCUCUCUGUGUCUCUCUCACUGACAGUAUGAGUGGUCCGACGGCUGGGUGCAGGCUGGCGGUUUGGAGGAGCCGCAGCGCAAAGAGCAGCGCUAUGACGAUCCCUGAGCUCACUUCCGCCUCCUCCGACGACCAGCCAGUGAAGUGGAUGGCAAUGAAGGCGAUGAUGGCCAGCGAACUUCCAGCAUCCACCCAGUUCCUUCAUCGGCCCACACCAACAGCACACUACUCAAGCUGCCAACACGAAGCCUGACGCGUACCAUGAGUCGUCCCAGUACGCUGCCUUCCGUCUGAAGCCCUGCACACACACAGAGAACGAUGAUGUUGAUCAGUCAUUCGUGUCUCCUGUGGUCUGUCUCACCUGGAACACUUCCAGAAGGACGAAGCCCAUGCCGGUCAGCACUGCGCCCCACAGCCACACCGCCGGCCAGCCCCCCGCCAUCAUCACGUCGCUGUCUCCCUUGAUCGACUCGAUGUGCAGCAGCACAAAGGCCACCCUGCAACACACACAGACAGAUAGAGAUGCUUCUCUCUGCCUGCAUCGUUGUCCAUGGCUGCAGCCUUACAUCAGCAGCAUUGACAGCACGCGGCUGAUGAAGACAUCACGGGGUGACAGCUUGACCCUCCAGCCUUCAUAGUUUUUCUUCCAAUGCUUUGUGACGAGAUUGAUGCAGUUGGCUUUCGCAAUCAUUGGCAGAGAGAGGCAGGAGAAAUGAGCGGACCGACAGAGAAACGAGGAGAUCGCUUGUGCGGCUUACCUUGGGUGACGACGGUCAGGGGCUCUGCAGACUCGAGCGCCGCAAACCAUUCCCUCUCUUUGCCUGCAAGUGACUCCUCAAAGCGGUAUUCCGAUGUAUCGCUGCAGAAAUUGGCUGUCAGGGCCUGAACCGAUUGACAAUCAAUGCAGCAGUGAAGACUGCUGCGCUCUGUGUGUCCGUCAUGAUCUACCUCCUGCCAAUUGGAAACAUUGGCAAGGUCGUCUGUGACGGAGUCCUUCGGGCGCAAUUUCAUCAGUUUGCGGAAGACGGCACAGAGGCGAAGGCUGUCGAGGCCCAGCGAAUCAGAGUGCUCCUUCAGGAACCCCUUCGCCACGGGCACCACCUUAUUGAGUCCUUGAGCCUUCACACCCAUUUUCACGCCUCGGUCGAGUAGCUCCAUGGCUACGUCUCCGGCCACGGCAGCCAUCGCUACGACGGCUGACGGAUGUCUGCCAAGGGCAUCAUCCAGGGGCGUCAUUCCGCUCUGUCAGAGUCACGGGCCGGGACAAUAUCGACACGCAGCUCGACAGGUGCAGUGCAGCCUACCUUGUCUUUGAUCUUCAGGAGCUGCGGGUUCAUCCUCAACAUCCAGUAGACCACAUCGGCCUUGCCCCACUCUGCAGGAGAGAGCGAAGAAAGACACAUCGAAGACUCAUGCAGUUGUGUGGUCGUCAUUUGCAGGAGUGACUGACUUGCUGCCCAAUGAAGAGGCGUCCAGCCAUCCUGAAUCACAGCAUCAAAAAGACACAUGCUGUCCAAUGCACUAGUCGACAUUCCCUCGUCCUUACCUUGGUCCGAGCUUCCAGCAGCUCCUUGCCGCCCCACUCGACAAACUUCUCCACAACACCAACAGACCCGUUCUGUGCUGUCAAAUGAAGAGGCGUCUGGCCAUGCUGAACCACAGCAUGAAGAUAGGAGUGAAAACACCGGUCGGCGAAUGGGCAGAAUGAGUGUAAGUGUUGAGCAUGAUACCUUAUUUUUCAGGUUGAGCAGGUGGUGUCGGUUGUGCAGCAGCACCUCAAACACAGCCACGUCCCAACACUCCCCUGAGAAGCACACAAGGGUCACGUGGCUGCAUUGUGUGUGCAGUGGUGCGACGAGGCAUACAUGCGGCAUAAUGGACGGCAUGGUCAUCCUUUGAGUAGCCGUAUCCAGUCGUCAGCACUUUCUCGGCUUGCUCAGGCGACAGACCGGCGAGGGCCUCCCGCAGACCCGACGCAUCUGACCGAAGGAUAGCCGUCUCAAUGGUGUCUCUGAGGGCUUUCGUCGGUUCCCAAUCGUCGGCGGCCGGGGCACCCACCAAGGGCACCUGCAGAUGAAACACAGAAGUCCAAGAGAUCUCUCAGAGCGUGUGACCGUGCCGCGGUCGGCAUCACAGCCACAGACCUGCUCGAUGCGUCUCGGUGCCCUGGUGAUGUCAUCGGUGACGUCCGGCAGCUGGGGCUCCAUCAGCCCCUGCUCAUCGUCCUGCAGCAGAGGGACCUGGUCACUCGAGGCCGACGCUGACAUCUGCGAUGCAUUGAGGGAGGGAGGGACACAGACAUCAGAGGCCGAUGACCACACACGCAGAGAUGCACUAGGAGCAUUGCAAGGUGACCUUGGGAUGGCCCGUCUGUGUGUGGUGGAUGGCCUGCUGUGCGGCAGCGUCGCCCUCGUCGACUCUGCACCUUGUGUAGAGCUGUGCUUGGCUUGUAUGCAUGUGUACGAUCUGUGUCAACCGAUGGGACGGACACUGACUCAAUGAACCUGCACUGUCUGUCUUGUACACACACUCACCAUGAAAGCAGCCCAC
This is a messenger RNA of Vitrella brassicaformis, 4246 nucleotides long. The record is from the annotation of a GenBank genome assembly. Lineage: Eukaryota; Vitrellaceae.